CACCGAAUGUCGGCCUCAAAAGAAGCAGUGAGCUGGUGUAGGGGAAACAGUAGACGAACAUCCUCUCCGUUAUCAGACCGGUGUUGCCAGCGCAACAAGUGAAUACAACAGGGAAGUUGUCCAUAAGGAUGAUAUUAUGGGAGUACGUGGCCUUUGUGGUCUGGGGAGUCUUAAUGCCCUCACAUGUUGGUGGAAGGGCAGCAUCACAUCCAUUGCCCAUAAGUGAUGGUCCCUUGCCUAAAACGUUGCUGCUUCAUGAAAUUCUUUCAAGACAUAGUCUUCCUCCAGGUAGUAUCUAUAAUUCGAAUUGGAAUCCACCCUUCCAAAAGAGGUUUCCUGAGCUUUAUUUUGCUGGUCUUAUUCACAAGCUAAAGGAAAGAAAAAGAAAUAGAGUAAUUUAUGAAAAACUGCAAAAGCUAAAUGAUUAUGAAGGAAAACGGGGACACAGUCUUCUUCACUUUGGAAAACGAAAUUUUGAUGAAAAAGUAAAAUUAGAUCAUAAACAAGGUGAUUUUCAAUCGUUACCUAGGAGUUUACCGGAAGCUGUUGGUUUACUUUAUGUCAUACUUAAUAAAAUAAACUCUUUAUUAUACCAACCAUACCAGCGAGAAGACCAGAAAAGAGAUGAAGGUCACAAAAUGCUCUAUUUCGGAAAAAGAUCUAUCCUUAAACCUAAAAUCAAAAAAUAUUUCAUGAAUUUUGACCCAAAUUCAUUUGAAGGCUCCCUUUUAGAAAUAAUCAAAAAUGAAGACCUUAAGAAAAAUCUUAUAAAUGCCAAGCAACCUGACAGAAAUGUAUACUUUGAUAAAAAUCAGAAUGACAAGAAGCGACCAGACCAUCAUAUGAUGUACUUUGGAAAGAGAGCUGAAAAAGAAAAGCAACCCGAUCAUCAUAUGAUAUACUUUGGUAAAAGACUUGAUAAAGAAAAGCGACCAGACCAUCACAUGAUGUACUUUGGAAAACGAUUUCAUGAACAAAAGCAACCAGACCAUUACAUGAUGUAUUUUGGAAAAAGAUUUGAUGAAGAAAAGCGACCAGACCAUCACAUGAUGUACUUUGGUAAAAGACUUCACAUCCAAAAGCGACCAGACCAUCAAAUGAUGUACUUUGGAAAACGAUUUCAUGAACAAAAGCAACCAGAUCAUUAUAUGAUGUACCUUAGAAAAAGGCUUAAUAAAGAAAAGCGACCAGACCAUCAAAUGAUGUACUUUGGGAAAAGAAUUGAUGACGAAAAGCGACCUGAUCAUCAAAUGAUGUAUUUUGGUAAAAGAACUGAAGACAAAAACCGACCAGACCAUCAAAUGAUGUACUUUGGGAAAAGAACUGAAGACGAAAAGCGCCCCGAUCAUCAAAUGAUGUAUUUUGGUAAAAGAACUGAAGACGAAAAGCGACCAGACCAUCAAAUGAUGUACUUUGGGAAAAGAAGUAGUGACGAAAAGCGACCCAAUCAUCAAAUGAUGUAUUUUGGUAAAAGAACUGAAGACGAAAAGCGAUUAGACCAUGAAAUGAUGUACUUUGGAAAGAGAGCUGAAAAAGAAAAGCGACCCGAUCAUCAGAUGAUGUACUUUGGAAAGAGGCUUGAAAAAGAAAAACGACCUGAUCACCGUAUGAUGUAUUUUGGCAAAAGAUCUACCCAACAACCCUUACACAAUCAUCGUAUGAUGUAUUUUGGAAAAAGAGUUGAUAAAGAUAAACCAUCCGAGAAACAAACGGUGUAUUUUAGUAAAAAACCCCUUUCCGAAAUUCAGCCUGAUGAUGAAAUGGUGUAUUUUGGUAUAACGUUUGAUGAUGAGAAUCAACCUGAUCUUAGAAUGGUGAACUUUGGGAAAAUGCUUAAUGAAGAAAAGAGGGCCGACCAUAAAAUGAUACAUUUUGGUAAAAGACCUAUCUACGGAAAUGAUGAAGAAGAAAAAUUUGAAGGCUUGCGUAAAAGUCUUUAUAAAAAGGAUGGUCACAAUAUGUUGUACUUUGGAAAAAGAAUGAAGAACUCUGAAAAUCUAGAAAGUCUCAUGAACUCCUUGGUCUAUCUAUAUGAUCAACCUGUCAUAUCAACUGAUGAAAGAUAUAAUUCAAAUGAUAGAAGCUUGUCUAAUCACGAUAUUUCCACUAGUAACAACCAAGGCCUUGUAUCCCAUGACAUGGAACAAACUGAACAACCAUCGCUAAUUCAUGGAAAUAUAGACGAAAAAGAUAAUCUUACAAGAACCAAUUUAGAAGUGAUUCCAAAAGUCAUGAAGUUAUUGAAAGGUUAUGAAACUAGCGCAGAAAAUAAUUUUCAUCUGACAAAGCGUUUAGAAACGCGAUCUGUAAACAACGAAGAAACAAACAAUGUUCAGUCCAAACAAAACAAGUACUUAAUCUCUGCAGAGCAUUUGGGUUUGGCAGUUAAAGGCAGUCCAAACAACGGCAACAGUAAUACUGGGAAAAUAGUUACCAGUGAAGAUCAGAAAGCGUCAAAUCACAAAAGAGUAAAAAGAAGCACGCCAAACCCUGAUGGAACAGUAGCUGACGUCAUGAAUGACUUUACAGGAUAUGAAUUUAUGCCAUAUAACGAGGAAGAAGAUCUCAUUUCGAAAAAGUGGUCAUUUGAAAACCCUGAAUUAUUCCCAACUCGUUCAGCAGGGCCACUUGUACCAGUUCUAACCGAGCAAAUUCAAGAACAAUACCCGAAUCCUCAAUACUACUUUAGAGAAGACAGGGGUACCAACAGGAAAGAUGAGGAACGAAAUGCUUUCUUACACUUUGGCUAAUACUGGACUUUAUAUGAAAUUCCAACGUCCUUUGAGAGCAGACAAAACACACAUUUUUCUUCAAAUAAUUGUUCUCUUAAAUCUUAAACAAAUCAUAAAAUGUAUUGAAAAAGUACUUAAGUUUCUUAAUUAUUCCAUAUGUUCGUGAAAAGAUGAGUACGUUCGAUAACUACAAAUUUCACUUGGCAUUUUUGUUAACUGUGUUCGAGCUACAAAGAACAAAUAUGUAAAAUGUGAUAUUACUGAAAUGAAACGUUUUAUGUAUAAGUGUUUUGAAGUACCAAAAAUGUUGUAUUGCCAAAACAAUGGGAUAGAAAUAGACUAUCUGCAUUAAAUGAAUGUUCUCAA
Limulus polyphemus (Atlantic horseshoe crab) is the source of this 3098-nucleotide messenger RNA. RefSeq lists its product as uncharacterized. Bases 129 to 2750 code for a protein of 873 amino acids. Lineage: Eukaryota; Metazoa; Arthropoda; Merostomata; Xiphosura; Limulidae. The transcript has 3 exons. The record is from RefSeq and is a predicted model, not a curated record.